Messenger RNA from Suillus clintonianus, 1401 nucleotides. RefSeq lists its product as uncharacterized. NCBI's taxonomy places the organism in Eukaryota, Fungi, Basidiomycota, Agaricomycetes, Boletales, Suillaceae. The transcript has 6 exons. Bases 1 to 1401 code for a protein of 466 amino acids. The record is from RefSeq and is a predicted model, not a curated record.
AUGCCCGUUACUACCCGCCUCCUGUCAUCAGCUGCAGAUGCAUGCAUUAAUGGUUCCUAUGAAUGCAAGUUGCAACAACCAUCUGCAACAUCAUACAGAGGGUCCUGCUUGCAGGGUCCUCGUCUUGGGGGCAAAAUGCACACAACCUUUGUGAAAAGUCCCUCCCCACAUACUAGUACUCACCCCCCCAACAACACUGUCACUUCAUUGGAGCCACUAUCAAAAUCCAAAGUUCAAGUAAUCAAACACCCAGCACCAACACCUUUGCAGAGGGAGGCAUCCCCCAAACCAGCUGAUGAAUAUGUCCCAAGAGAUGACUUACGCAAGCGGAUUAUCGCCGCCAUCAGAGAUCCCGAUAACGUGGAAGAAGUCGAAGAAUUCUUCAAUGUGUCACAAGACGAUUAUCUUUAUAUUUUAGAUGCAAUCGAUGAAGAUGAAGAUGGCGAUGGAGAUAAAGUAAUCCGCAAACUGGUUUAUGCUGAGGAACUCAAACUCCUUACCGCCACCCUGCCUAACCGACUUCAUCAAGCAUAUCUCGCCCCAAUGAGCGCCACCCUGCUCGGCGCUGUGGGGUCGAUGGGCAUUCCCUAUCGUUACGGGCAGAUUCGGAUCCAGACAGAUAUCCAUCUUCUGAGCGCCGUCGGUGUCAAACUUGGAGUGCCGGACAUGGUGAUGGAAUAUAAGGACCCGGACGGUGAUUGUAUUCCACUAUGGGCCACGGAGAUCAGCGUCUCACAGACGAAGAAAUCGGCGACAAGGAGACUCGGCAACUACAUGGUGAAACGCAAGGAUCUUCUCGCAAUCACCUCCAUCGAUGUAGAAGAAAUGAAGAAGCAUGCGGGGCCCCGGUCAGGGUCGGAGGCGGUAGAUGUCUUAGAAGAACGCCCAUCAGUCUCGACAUUCUCGCAAUGGCUGUCGUUCACGGCCACCAACGAUGAGGACCCUACUGUCAUGAGAACGUUUCGUCACGUCUGGCAGCAACCCCUCACCGUGACAAUCACAACGUGGCUUCGCCGCCCCGACGGCAGCUUCCGUAUCGAUGAAGAGGAUCCUGAUCUCUGCGCAACAGCGUAUUUGUUCCCUGAGCGCAGUGAUCUUGAAGACGUUGACCGCGUUUUUCGGUGUACCUUGGAGAGGAUCAGAGACCACGUCGUCUCCUUGAUUGGAGUUAGGUCUCCACGCGUGGUUGAGGAUGCCCCCUUCGAUCGUAUUCAUGCAUGGUCUCCUCCGACACCGCUGAUCGAAUGGGACCUGCUCGCUGAUGAGAUCAUUGUCGGCGCGAGGCAAACAGGGUACACACGUUAUGCUGGCUGCCAUCAAAAAAUACUCAAGCGCAAAGCGGAAGCAGACGAAGUAACCACCGGAGGGUCUGGAACUUCAAAGAGGACUAGGGCAGCUUAG